UCCAGCUUUGACUUCAUCGCCAGAGAUGAAGUUGAAGGAGGAAAUCAACCCGCUGCUCCUGCAUGUUUUCCGCUCUGUCGUCUGGGUCUACUCUGUCAUCACCUUCAUACCCUGGUACUUCUUCUCCGGGGCUGGCACCAAUUUGGAACGAGCCCGCCGGAUAAAGGCGCAGUCAGUCAGCGGACACCCUGCGGGACCGUACAGAUCCACCAACAGCCUGGCGACGUUGGUAGCAUGGUUGAACCCUGGAGUGGACACACUGGACAAAAUGUUUGAAAAUGCUGCAAGGAGGUUCCCAGCGAGAGACUGUCUGGGCAGCAGGGAGGUGCUUAGUGAGGAGGAUGAACUCCAGCCAAACGGCAAAGUGUUUAAAAAGGUAAUUCUCGGGAACUAUAACUGGCUCUCGUAUGAGGAAGCCUACAACGUGGCCAAGUGUUUUGGUAGUGGUCUGGCAGCUCUUAAUCAGAAGCCCUUCUAUAACAUCGCCAUCAUUUGUGAGACCAGAGCUGAGUGGGUUGUAGCAGCACAAGCCUGCUUCAUGUACAAUUUCCCACUUGUUACCAUGUAUGCCACUCUCGGGCCCAAGGCCAUCGCUCAUGGCCUGAAUGAAACAGAAGUCACGCACAUCAUCACAAGCAAAGACUUGCUGCAGGGCCGCCUUAAGGCCGUUCUGUGUGAUGUCCCGAGGCUGCAGUACAUCAUUGUUGUGGACAGUAAGCCCACAAGCUGUUCAGAUAUGCCCAGAGGCAUCAUGAUCUAUAACAUGGACACUGUGAAGGAGCUGGGAUCCAAACCAGAAAACAUUGCAGUAGAGCGCAGACAGCCCAAGCCCUCGGACAUCGCCGUCAUCAUGUACACCAGCGGCUCCACGGGCAUUCCUAAGGGUGUCAUGAUCUCCCACGGCAACAUCAUUGCUGGCAUUGCCGGCAUGGCUGAGCGAAUCCCUAACCUCAAUGAGACAGACACCUACAUUGGCUACCUGCCACUGGCCCACGUUUUAGAGCUCAGUGCAGAACUGGUUUGCAUCUCUCAUGGAUGUCGUAUCGGGUAUUCCUCUCCUCAGACUCUAGCGGACCAGUCCUCUAAGAUCAAGAAGGGCAGUAAAGGGGAUACCAGUGUGCUGAAACCUACUCUUAUGGCUGCUGUACCAGAGAUCAUGGACCGGAUCUACAAAAAUGUGAUGACCAAAGUGGAGGAGAUGAGCAAAUUCCAGAAAACGCUCUUCGUACUGGCUUACAACUACAAGAUGGAGCAGAUCUCCAAGGGAUACAGUACGCCUCUCUGUGACAGUCUGGUUUUCAAACGGGUACGGUCCCUCUUGGGAGGCAACACGCGGAUUCUGCUCUCCGGCGGAGCUCCACUAUCGGCUGCAACCCAGCGUUUCAUGAACAUCUGUUUGUGCUGUCCUGUGGGGCAGGGCUACGGCCUGACGGAGACCUGUGGAGCUGGCACCAUCACUGAGGUUUGGGACUACAGCACGGGACGGGUCGGCGCUCCACUGGUUUGCUCUGAGUUCACGCUGAAGAACUGGGAGGAGGGUGGUUACUACAGCACAGAUAAGCCUAACCCACGAGGGGAAAUUCUGAUUGGAGGGCCCAAUGUCACAAUGGGUUACUAUAAAAGUGACGGUAAGAACCACGAGGACUUCUUCGUGGAUGGGAAAGGCCAGAGGUGGUUCUGCACCGGAGACAUUGGAGAAUUCCACCCUGAUGGAUGCCUCAAGAUCAUUGACCGUAAGAAAGACCUGGUGAAACUUCAGGCGGGUGAAUACGUCUCUCUUGGAAAAGUAGAAGCCAUUCUAAAGAACUGCCCUUAUGUAGACAAUAUCUGUGCCUAUGCCAACAGUGCUGAGUCAUAUGUGAUCAGCUUUGUGGUGCCUAAUCACAAGCAGCUAAUGGCACUGGCGAGGCAGAUGCAAAUUAACGGCGCUUGGGAAGAAAUCUGCAACAACCCCCAGAUAGAGAAAGAGUUCCUCCACAUCAUUACUGACGCUGCUGUUUCAGGCAAACUGGAGCGGUUUGAGAUUCCCAAGAAGAUCCGGCUGAGCGCUGAACCCUGGACACCAGAGACUGGUCUGGUCACUGAUGCGUUCAAACUGAAGCGCAAGGAGCUCAAAACACACUACCAGGAAGACAUUGAGAGGAUGUAUGGUGGAAAAUAACACUAAUACACUCCAAGCAACACACACCCUUCACUUGAAUGAGGAGCUAACCUGAACUAUUUCGUGAGGACUCAAACUUGUAAUGUAGGUAACACAUAUAUUGUUUCAGAUGUGUAGAGAGAGGUCACCUCAGCUUCUCUGUAACCAGCCUCGAUCAAAGUGGGGAGAAAAAUCUGGAAUCGAGUUUUAGCACUUCCGGUUAAAACCAAGAGGCAGGAAGAACCCAGACAGCAGAUGACUGAGCCAGCCAGGCGACGCACUUACAACUCAACCCUUUGAGUUGCUACAACGACCAACGUGGCAUUUGAACCCUGACCUUUGCAUGAUUCGAAGGGAAAAGAAUGUCAACAUAAACAUGGAUCCAUCUCAUCACAGCUUCUCUUUCUCCUUUGCUCUCAGGAGCAUUCCACCUUUACAGCUCGGUUUGUAGUCACGUCCAGGUACCUGACGGGGGCAGUGCGUAGUAUAGGCCUGACAGAGGGAACUAAAUCACUUUCAGGUUGCAAUCUUU
This is a messenger RNA of Nematolebias whitei (Rio pearlfish), 2672 nucleotides long. It is a transcript of the gene acsl3b, whose product is annotated as acyl-CoA synthetase long chain family member 3b. The transcript is spliced from 14 exons. Bases 26 to 2161 code for a protein of 711 amino acids. Gene Ontology annotation, cellular component: plasma membrane; lipid droplet; endoplasmic reticulum. The record is from RefSeq and is a predicted model, not a curated record. Lineage: Eukaryota; Metazoa; Chordata; Actinopteri; Cyprinodontiformes; Rivulidae. Gene Ontology annotation, molecular function: long-chain fatty acid-CoA ligase activity. Gene Ontology annotation, biological process: neuron differentiation; long-chain fatty acid metabolic process; long-chain fatty-acyl-CoA metabolic process.